This is a messenger RNA of Iphiclides podalirius (scarce swallowtail), 927 nucleotides long. Lineage: Eukaryota; Metazoa; Arthropoda; Insecta; Lepidoptera; Papilionidae. The record is from the annotation of a GenBank genome assembly.
AUGAGUUUCCGAAGCAAAUGGAGAGAAUAUGUGGCGGCUCUCAGUGCUACGCUGAUCACGGCGGCGGCGGGAACAACAGUGGGGUGGACCUCCCCUACAUUGCCAAUACUACUGGCGAAGGAUUCACCCAUACAGACUUCCGCGGACCAAAGCUCAUGGAUUGCUUCACUGAUGAUACUUUGCUCAGCCGCGAGCCCCAUCCCUGCGUCGUACCUCGCAGAUAGAAUAGGCACGAAGAAGACCCUCCUGUUGGCGGCCAUCCCCUACAUCAUCGGCUGGAUAAUGGUGAUGCUGGCGGGCAACGUGCCCACGAUCUACGUGUCGCGGCUCAUCUCGGGCCUCGGCUACGGCGUCGCGUACACCGCCGCCCCUAUGUACCUCGGCGAGAUCGCGUCCGACGAAGUGCGCGGUGCAAUGGCAACACUCAUCACUGUCAUGUCUAAGUUCGGAAUCCUGUCACAGUACUGCAUCGGGCCGUACGUGUCGAUGCUUGGACUAGCGAGUUUCAAUAUCGCGAUCCCAAUACUGUUCGUUGUAACGUUCAGCGCGAUGCCCGAAUCGCCUUACUACUACCUGAAAUCAGGGCAUCAGAACUUGGCCGAGAUCUCAUUGAAGAAGCUACGCGGCAAGGGAUAUAUGAGGGAAGAGCUGGAAAGCAUGACGCACUUAGUCAACGAAAAUAUGAAGGAGAAAAGUAGAUGGAAGGACCUUGUGGUAGUCGGUGGCAACAAAAAAGGCCUAAUUAUUUUAUUAGGCAUAUAUUUCACACAACAGUUCUGUGGCAGCACCGCUAUAAUAUCUUACGCUCAGCAAAUAUUCGGGGCUGCCGAAGGUGGGCUCGGUGCUAAGGAGUCCUGCAUUUUAUUCGGAACUGUACAGCUGUUAACAUCUGCAAUAUCUUCCCAGCUAGUCGAUAGAUUAGUUUAC